AUGUCUGUGCGCCGCCGGCCCGCGCGGCCCGCCGGCCGCCUCCCCUGGCUGCUGUGCUGCGGCGCCCUGCUGUCCCCGGCCGCCGGCUACGUGAUCGUGAGCUCCGUGUCCUGGGCCGUCACCAACGAGGUGGACGAGGAGCUGGACAGCGCCUCCACCGAGGACGCGCUGCCCGCGCUGCUGGAGGACUCGGGCAGCAUCUGGCAGCGCAGCUUCCCGGCCUCCGCGCACAAGGAGGACGCGCACCUGCCGCCCGCCGCCGCCGCCGCCGCCGCCGCCGCCCGCGCCAGGCCGCCCCCCGCGCCGCCGGGGAUGUUCUCCUACCGGCGCCAGGGCGGCCCGAGGCUGCGCCCCGGCACCGCCCGCUUCCUGGCCCACGCCAGCGCCUGGGGCUGUCUGGCCACCGUGUCCGCCCACGAGAAGAUCCCAGGACUGCCGUUUGGGAACUGCCUGCCCAUCAGCGACGGCCCCUUGGACAACAGCACUGGGAUUCCUUUCUUCUAUGUGACACCCAAGGACCCUGCAGUGGCCGAUCUGAUGAAGAACCCCAUGGCCUCCCUCCUGCUGCCAGAAUCAGAAGGAGAGUUCUGCAGAAAAAAUAUCAUUGACCCCGAAGACCCCCGAUGUGCCCGGUUGACACUCACCGGCCAGAUGAUUGCAGUGCCUCCAGAAGAAGUAGAAUUUGCCAAGCAGGCCAUGUUUUCAAGACACCCCGUUAUGAGGAAGUGGCCUCGUCAGUAUGAGUGGUUCUUUAUGAAGAUGAGGAUAGAACAUAUCUGGCUUCAGAAAUGGUAUGGAGGAGUAUCCGACAUUUCGAGGGACGAAUACUUCAGAGCAGUCCCAAGAAAGGCCUGAUGGAGUAAGAAGAAAGUCCUUGGGGUUUGCAGGAAAUGAAAACCUUUGAAGUCACGCUGCCAGACGGCGACUGAUCUGCUUUUUGUCUGGUUGCAGGCUUCAUAGCCGCCCUGUCAUCAUCAUGGCAGAGUGAGGGAGGGUGACCAGGGAACCCUGUGCCAGGCUGGAGAUUAGAGUGCUCGUUUGCAAACCCCCAGUUCCCACAGGCACUCACAUAUUUAGCCUCUGUAUUGUACUCAACCCAGUCUCGCUGACUCGGGAAUCAUCGUUGGUUGUCAAAGUGACCUGUUGAGACAGUUGCUGUUCCAUUCCUUAGGACAAAAAAAAAAAAAAAAAAAAAAAAAAAAAAUUAUGUGCAAUGUGAUUGCAUUGUAUUGUGAGCAUAUUUUCAUUGCUUGCUGUGCCCAAAGCAGUCUGGAUUUGAAGCUCACCGCAACCACAAAGGAACUAGAUAUGCCUCACAUGGCUACAGUCUUGUGUUUGGGGUGAGCACGCAGGGCUGCUUGUCUAUGGAGCACUCAUCAUGCUACUUACUGGACUGCAGAUGCAUUAUGAAGUCACAUUUGCUAGAAUGUAUUAGGCACUUAGGAAGCCUUUGUCCCACUGUAACAUGACAAACUGCAUGAGAACACAGAGUCCUGCGUGCAGCCCCAUUCUGGGUGAGCAGGCCUUGGUAAUUCAUUCUUGAGGCAGGACAGCUUCAGCACCAAACUCCCCAGAUCCCAACUGCUAAUGCUUCUGACAGAUGGUUCCCUUCCCUUAGGCAUGAGGAGUGGCAUCCAAAAUAAGAAGCAUCUCAUUCUGUGGUGUGUAGAGAGGAGAAGGGCAUGGGGGAAGUAGAGAAGGAAGCAAGGACAAUAUACAAGAGGAGGAAUCCAGGAAGUCAGUAAUUGAAGGCACACUCCCUGCCCAGCCUUGGACCAGGCCCUUGGCAGGAUCAUCUCAUGUAAGCCUUACAACCAGUGAGAGUCAUAUCAUUAUUGCCACUUACAGACGAGAAAACUGAGGCUCAGACAGGCUACGUCAGCGUCCCAUGGUCUGACUCCAGAAGCCACUGCUUCUGGUGAAGUGGAACUUAGAUGAUUUCCAAUCUUAAGAACAAGACAAGAGUGUUAUUGAAAUGCAGGGGUGGUCAUUGAAUCAGCAAAAUCGGUAAAGUGAGGAUUAACCUGUCUGUGGCUGAUUUGCCACGGUUAACUACCAAAAUAACAAAAACAAAAACAAAAGUCUCUGAAGUUUUAUUGUUACUACAGAUUAAAAUUUUCUACAAAUUAUAUGCAGGAGCUCCUGGUUUUGCAAGAAACUGCAUUGUACCUGAGCACACAUCUAAGGCCUAUAGAGGGCCUAUGUGUAUAUAUCCAAGACCUCUUACAUUGACCUCUAUAAAGAUCUAGUAGUACCCAGUUUUCUGUCUUUUUAUAAUGGCUAUGAACCCUCUUUGGUGGGUUAGGUAUGUUGUAUAACAUAAAAACACAACACUAUAGGAAAUAAACACUUUUUAAAUAAGUAAAAUGUUAUUGACGGUUAUACUUUUAUUUAAAAAAUUAAGAUAUGAAUAGAGUUUGAGAUGUCAAAAUAUAUUUUAAGUGCCUAUUACUAAAAGCAUAGAAAGAUGCAUGGAAUUCUUUGUCAAAAGCCAAUUAUUGAAAGGGUUCCUAACAAUAGCAAUUUCUAAUAUAUAAGAAUAAGGUAACUUUGAUGGUAUUUUGUAUUUCCAAGUUAAAAAUUAUGGCUACCUUCAAUUUAGAGGUAAGAGGGGAAAACUGGAAGGAUAAACCACAUACUCCAUAAGUCAACCUCAUACCUUAAAUCUUUGAGCAUCACUACCUCCUAGUUCUGUCUUACGAAUAAUGUUCCUAUGCUAAGUUUGCUUUUAUAAUGAGGUUCCACUUAGCUCAUUAACGGCCUCUCUGCUAGCUUCAAGAGGCUUUGCAGUUGUGGGUGCCAUUAAAAAACCACUGCUGAAUGUUACCAGUUAUUUAUCCAAAUUAUAGGGAAUGAAGUCUAAAUAGGUUGGAUGAUAAAGAGUGUUGAAGAUACAUCUGUUUGAGAAUGAUGGGCCCCAUUCAGGACAGUAUGUUUCUGCAAAUCUCUGGAAAUUUACAUUGAUGAAAAUGUUAAAGGCUGUCGUGGAAGUUCCACACAUGGCAAUAAACAAGAAAAAAAAUUAAAUGCAUAUGAUUGGAAAGAAAUAUCUCUGUUUACAAAUGACAGGAUUGUCUACAUAGAAAUUCCAAAGAAUCUACUAAAAAAAACAAAAAAACAAAACUCCCAGAACUAGUGGAUUCAACAAGGUUUCAGGAUACAAGAUCAGCACACAAAAUUUAAUCACUUUUCUAAACACUAACAAUGAACAAAGUGGAGACCAAAAUUAAAAGCACAAUGCCAUUUGUUAUAACUCCAAAGAAAAUAAAUAGGUAUAAAUUUAUCAAAACAUGUACAAGAUCUAUAUGUUAAAAAUUAAAAGAUGUUAAUGAAAGAAAUCAAAGACCUAAAUAAAUGAAGAGAUAUACCAUGUUCAUGGAUUGGAAGACACAAAAUAGCAAGGAUGUCGGUUCUCUCCAGAUUUAGCUAUCGGUUUAAUGCAAUUUCUGUCAAAGUCCCAGCAAAGUUUGUAGACAUAUUCAAGUUUAUUCCAGGAAUUCUAAGACAUAGGCCUUGGAAUAGCUAAAACAGUCUUGUAAAAGAAAAAUAAGUAGGAGAAAUCACUCUAUUCAAUAUAAAAAUUUAUAUGUAACUACAGUAAUCAAGACAGUAUGGCUUUUAUUGCUGGAGGCACAGAUACAUAGAUCAACAGAACAGAGUAGAAAAUCUAGAAAUAGACCCACAUAAAUAUAUUCGGCUGGGUUUUAUAUAAAGAUGCAAAAGUAAUUCAAUGGAGGGAGGAUAGUCUUUUCAGCAAAUAUGUUAAAGCAAUGGGAUAUCCACAGGCAAAUAGAAACCUCAGCCUAAACCCUAUACCUUAUGUAAAAAUUAACUCAAAAUGGAUCAUACUUCUAAACAUAAAAUCUUAAACUGUAAAACUUUAAAAAAAUAGAAAAUUGCAGGGCCUAGGGCUAAGGAAAGAGUCCUUUGAUUUGAUACCUAAAAGCACAAUCCAUAAAGGAAAGUUUGAUAAAUGACUUCAUCAAAGUUUCAAACUUCUGCUCUGAAAAAGACCAUGUUAGGAGAAUGAAAAGACAGGCUACAGACUGAGAGAAAAUAUUUGCAAGUGUAUAUCUGACAAAUGACUAAUACCUAGAAAUAUAUAGAGAACUCACAAAACUCAAUAAUUUUUUUAAAAAAUCCAAUUCAAAAAUAGAGAACAUAUACAAACAUUUCACUGAAGAGGAUAUACACAUGGCAAAUAAGACCAUGAAAAGAUACUCAACAUCAUUGAUCAUUAGGGAAUUGCAAAUUAAAACCACAAUGAGAUACCACUAUGCACCUAUCAAAAUUCCUAACAUAUAGUAACAACACCAAGUAUUAGCAAGGAUACAAAAAAACUGGAUCAGUCAUACGUAGCUGGUGGGAACGUAAAAUGGAACAGCCACUCUGCAAAACCAUUUGGCAGUUUCCUAUAAAUCUAAACAUGCAGCUGCCAUACCACUUAGCAAUUGCACUGUUGGGCAUUUAUCCCAGAGAGAUGAAAACUUAUGUUCACACACAAAAAAUGUCCAUGAAUGUUCAUAGCAGCUUUAUUCAUAAUAUUCAAAAACUGUAAACAACCAGAUGUCCUUUAAUGGGUGGCUGGUUAAACAUGUGAUACAUCCAUGCCCUGGAAUACUACUCAGCAAUAAAAAUAAUCUCUCAUACAAGCAACAACUUGGAUGAAUCGCCAGAGAAUUAUGCUGAGUGAAAAGUCAAUCCCACAGGGUGACAUACUGUACAAUUCAUUUAUACAACAUUUUUUUAUACAACAUUUUGAAAUGCAAAGUUCUAGAAAUGGAGAACAGAUGAGAGGUUGCUAAGGAGGAGUUUGGAGGAGAGAGGUGAGUAAUCGCAGGGAUCCUUACAAUGGAAACAUUCUGUGUCUUGACUGUAUCAAUGUCAAAAUCCUGGUUGUGGUAUGGAAUAGUUUUGCAAGAUAGUACCCUUGGGGGAAACUGGAUAAAAGGCAAACAAUAUCUCUUUGUAUUAUUUUCUACAACUCUAUGUGAAUCUACAAUUUCUGCAGUUAUCUUAGAAUUUGCAAUUAUCUCAGAGUAAAAAGUUUAAUACAAACAAAAUAUAAGGCUUAACGGACUUACUAAGGCAUUUAUGCUAUCUCAUUGGUCCUUAAUGAAAUGAAGAACUCAACUAUGUGCCAAAAUCUAGCAGAACAGACAUUAGUUUUCUUUAGUUAACCAUUAAUGUACGCACUUGUGAAAGAGAAGAUUUGUUUUCUAAAUGUAUUCAAUUUAAUAUUGAAUCCAAAUUAAUAAGAAUUCAACAGAUUCAAAUAAGAUUUUAUGUGGGACACAUAGAAAAGGGAGGCUGUCUUCAAAUUUCUGACAUAAGCAUGUUGAGUAAGCUGUAGGUACUGUAGGAAUCCGAGUCUGUAAAUACUGAUUCUCCCCUGAUUAUAGGAAAGAACUAUACUCCUAGUAACAUUCCUGGAAUAUUCCUAAAUAUUCUGGGAAAGAAGUCUUCUUUUGUUUCUGUGAACAGCUAUAUCCUGACCCCUAUGGUUUUAUUUAUAGUGACUGUACAUAUCCAUGAUGUUGACAUAGGAUAAUUCUGAUGUUACUUGUUUCAAUGUACCUUGUGUAUAUUGACUCAUUAUGAGAGUUAUUUUUUAGUUGAAAUGUAUUUCUGCAAUUUUUCCAGAAAGUCUGUAUUUCAUUUUUAAUGAUUUAUCCAUCAAAUAUGGUCCUGAAAAUAAAGCUUCUCUAGAAUAA
This is a messenger RNA of Canis lupus familiaris (dog), 5714 nucleotides long. RefSeq names its product cellular repressor of E1A stimulated genes 2 (gene CREG2). The coding region runs from base 1 to 855 and encodes 284 amino acids. The transcript is spliced from 4 exons. The record is from RefSeq and is a predicted model, not a curated record. NCBI's taxonomy places the organism in Eukaryota, Metazoa, Chordata, Mammalia, Carnivora, Canidae.